This is a messenger RNA of Durusdinium trenchii, 972 nucleotides long. The record is from the annotation of a GenBank genome assembly. NCBI's taxonomy places the organism in Eukaryota, Dinophyceae, Suessiales, Symbiodiniaceae.
AUGGCCCUCGAUGCCGAGGAUGCCACUGCCUUGGGCUACCUCUUCAGUAAUGUGAGCUUUCCAGGGGCGUCGUCUGUCGCUCCGCUCCGUUGCACGCGCGCCACACCCGCCGGGGCGCCGCUCUUCGCGAUCCCCUGGGCCAAGUGUUGGACCCAAGAGGCAGCCGAGCGCUGUCCAGAAGUGGAGGCUGCGUUGACGGUCGCAGGGCGAAGGAAUCCCAGCUGCGAGCUGCUGCACCGCAGCUCCACUUGGAUCGUUCUACACCUCCUCUUUGAGUCCCAGACUACACCUGCACCUGUGCAGCACGUGCUUCGCGUGACCGAGACUGGGGCGCAGCCAUUGAUGUUCUGGGCCGAGGAGGAGUUGCAAGAGCUGCGAGGAAGCUACUGGCACCAAGAGGCGCUGCGACGGAAGGAGCAGCUGCGCUUGGAGUACUUGGAGCUCCAAGAGGAGCUGGGAGACGAAGUGAGUCAACGUUUGGGCCUCUCGGCAUCAGGCUUUCUGAAGGCUCACAUGGCCCUCUUGCUGGCUGGCCUGGACUUUGGUGACAAAGGCUUCGUCCUCCUCCCCGGCCUCCAAGGCACCCCGAGCAGCACCAGCCAGACCACGAAAAGGACCGAACUCAGCGCUGAUGAGCUGAGCGCGGCUCAGGGGCUGCAGCUGCUGCCGAUGCCAGGCUGCGGUCCUGUGCUGGUGGCGACUGCCCGGACGAGCUACGCUGCCGGCGAUCUGGUGGAGAUCUUUCAUCGCGGCCAAUGCCUGGGGUCAGGCUGCAGCCUGGCGACCUUCGGGUCCUUGCCGUGGUGCAGCGCUUGGGAGGAGGUCAUCGUCACGCUCCGCCUAGGUCCGGAGGUCCUGGAGAUGGGCGCGGUGGAUUUUGCGCAAACGGCGGGGCAGCUGGAGGAGGCGUUGCAGAGGGAUCUGCGCGAGCGGCCGCCGGUGCAGCGAGCAGGACAGAAGCUGACGAAAUAG